AACCAAUCCUCCCCUUCGCCAUGGAACCUGUUUUGAUCGUCGGAGCAGGCAUUGUCGGACUGACGCUUGGCCAGGCUCUGAAGAAGGAAAACAUUCCUUUUCGCAUCUACGAGCGGGACGCAUCGCCCCAUGCUCGUGGGCAAGGAUGGGCCAUCACCCUGCAUUGGGCCCUGGGAUACAUCCAGCAGAUCCUCCCCGAAGCCACAUUACAAGCCAUUCAAGCGGUGCAGGUGGACCCGCAAGUCGCCCAGCAUGACGACGGGAACUUCCUCUUCAUCGACCUCGCGACCGGCGCCCCCAAGUUCAAGAUCCCCCCUAGCACCCGCUGGCGGGUCAACCGACAGAAGAUGCGCGGUGCGUUGCUGCGCGGGAUUGAAGAGCAUGUGCAGUGGAAUGCGCAAGUGGUCGACAUCGAGACCCAAGGGACGGCUCCUCCAGCCCUGGUCCUCGCCGAGGGCACGCGUGUGUCCGGACGGUUUGUCAUCGGGGUCGAAGGCAGUCGAUCGCUCGUGCGCCGCGUCCUGCGACCAGACGCAUACCUCAACUCCGUCCUCCCCAUCCGGUUCACGGGGGUAGCUGUAGAUCUGUCGCCGGAGGAGAUCCGCCCCCUGCGGGCCAUGGAUCCGCUGCUCUUCCAGGGCUGCCACCCCAGCACAGGGGUGUUCUUCUGGUUCUCCGUGCUCGAAACCCCCCAGAGCAACGGCACGCAGGGCAACCCCGACGGCGAGCGCUAUCGGGCGCAGAUCUGCAUGUCGUGGCCGCUAAACAGUGAGGCCGAUGAAGUGGCGGCUAGCGAUGCAGAGCGACUUGACAAUAUGAAACGACGGUCGGUGGGCUUCGUGCCAUUUCUGCGGUCGGUCGUGGAGGGGAUACCCUCUGAAACGCCGGUCUUGGAGAUCAAACUGGCCGAUUGGGAGUGUUUGAACUGGGAUAACUGCGACGGCCGAAUCACGCUGGCCGGGGAUGCAGCCCAUGCCAUGACCAUGUAUCGCGGAGAAGCGGCCAACCACGGACUGUUAGACGCCUUCUACCUCUCCCAGGCGCUGCGACAGGUGUACAGGGAGGGACGGGGAGCAAAAGAGGCGUUGGAUGAGUACGAGGAGGAGAUGCGGUCUCGGACGAGACGUGCGGUGCGAUUGAGUCGGCAAGCCUGUCACGAUGCGCAUACUUGGGACCGACUAGAUGAGGACUCGGCUAUUUUGACUAGGAGAGCUAUUAUCGGCGAGGCUUGACGUUGGGGCUGGGCUUAGGUAGAUUCAAUGUGCUGGAACCAGUGACGGUUGCUAGUCAGGCGUGAU
Messenger RNA from Aspergillus uvarum CBS 121591, 1298 nucleotides. Its product is annotated as FAD-dependent oxidoreductase. NCBI's taxonomy places the organism in Eukaryota, Fungi, Ascomycota, Eurotiomycetes, Eurotiales, Aspergillaceae. Bases 21 to 1232 code for a protein of 403 amino acids. The transcript has 3 exons. The record is from RefSeq and is a predicted model, not a curated record. Gene Ontology annotation, molecular function: FAD binding.